AUGAUUCUUCAAAAACUCGUUUGGGUCUUUUCGAUCUCUGCAAUUUGCUUCUUUGCUACGUCUAACGCAAUUCCAGUGUAUGUCAAAGUCGAAAAUAGCGGCGCUAAAGAUGGUGGUGAAGAACCCGAUGAAAUGAGUAAUGCGUCAUCAUCGUCUGUCGCUAAGAAGAACGUUGUGAUCACGAAGCGCUUUCGAUUCGUUAAUAAUUGUAUCCUAUUCACCAUAAAUCCCAUUGGGCUAAGGCACAAACAGGACACCGGAAACAGGGAAGAACGCUUUCACGGCCGAAACCGUAGCCACGAAGAGCUUUCAAUUCUCAGAUAUUUUACCCCGAUAGUACUUCGGAUACAACAACGACUCGGCAAAUAA
Messenger RNA from Ambispora leptoticha, 369 nucleotides. NCBI's taxonomy places the organism in Eukaryota, Fungi, Glomeromycota, Glomeromycetes, Archaeosporales, Ambisporaceae. The record is from the annotation of a GenBank genome assembly.